Gamsiella multidivaricata is the source of this 564-nucleotide messenger RNA. RefSeq lists its product as uncharacterized. Gene Ontology annotation, molecular function: protein binding. The coding region runs from base 1 to 564 and encodes 187 amino acids. Lineage: Eukaryota; Fungi; Mortierellomycota; Mortierellomycetes; Mortierellales; Mortierellaceae. The record is from RefSeq and is a predicted model, not a curated record. The transcript is spliced from 2 exons.
AUGCCCGAGAAGGCUGAGGACUUUGUCCGUCAGGGAAUCGAGUACCAUGAGGUUGGAGAUAUCGGAAAGGCGACAACUUUCUUCCGGACUGCCGCAGAGCUGGGCGACCCUGUAGGGAUGCUGAUGUACGGGUUGAGUGUACGGCACGGAUGGGGCUGUCCGGCGAAUCGACAGCUCGCAUUCCAGUAUCUUCAAAAGAGUGCAGAACAUGCGGUUGGGGAUCUCAAGUCGAGGGAUUCGUUUGCGAGCACGGCGGCCAAGGGUGAGUUGGUGCUGGCGAUCUAUGAGCUCGGAAUCUGUUUCCGACAUGGAUGGGGAGCUGACAAGAACAAAAAGACUGCGGCCUAUUACUUUGAGAUCGCAGCGAACUUGGGCGAUCCCGACGCACAGAACGAUCUGGCAUGGUGCUAUUACCAUGGUGUGGGCGUCAAGAAGGACAUGUACAAGGCCGCAAAGUACUACCGCCUGGCUGCGGCUCAGGGGUUGAACACUGUAGGCAAUUCAUGGAUCUGGAAGGACAAGUAUGGAGGCAUGCCUACAAGUCCAACAGCCGAGAAGUUUUAA